AUGGCAUUACCAUUUUUACCAGGAAAUGUGUUUAACAACAGGAUUGGCAAGGAGAAAUUUCACAAGUCCCAUUACUUUGACAAAAGCGUGGGUGCAGUUGAUUUUUGUUAUGAUAACAAACCGGGAAUUGGCGGUGAGCCAUUACCAGGUCAGAGGGUUGAACCACCCAAAAGCAAGUUUCCCAAUGACUGUGGAUCAGGUGGUCCUCCUUGGAUCACAUUUGAUAAGCAGGUCCUUUGCUUCGAAGCCUACUUUCAACAGGCGGUUCAUGAAAGCCGUUUUGAACAAUAUCGUGUAAGAAGAUGUCAAGUCCUUUUCUACUUGGAAGAUGACACAAUCCAAGUCACGGAGCCUCGUACUCUAAAUUCUGCACUUCCGCAAGGCACAAUUGUGAGGCGCCAUCGAAUUCGCAAACCGCCGCCUUACGAGGACUGCUUCUACACUGUGGAGGACUUUAACGUAGGCAUUGAUCUGGAGCUUUAUGGACGUGUCUACCGCCUAGUAGCGUGCGACAAAUUCACUACCAACUUUUUGCGCAAACUCGGUGUAAAAGUAAACGAAGCAGAGCCCAUUCCUGAUGAUCCCUACACAAUGCACCGUAAAUCGGUGAAACGCGUUGAUACACUGCGUCAAUUUCUCAAUCACGAUAGACAAGUCUUGCGUUUCUUUUGUGUCUGGGACGACACCAACGCCCUUUACGGCGAUGUUCGUGAUUUUGUACUUAACUACUUCUUGGGUGAUGAUACUAUCGAGAUACACGAGAAAAUCACCGCCAAUUCGGGCCGUGAAGCUGUACCUUACUUUCUGCGGCGCCAGAAACUGCCUAAAGGUGUUCCACCACUACCUCUGCCAGGAGCCGUCAGUAAUCAAACUAUUCUAAACACUAUGGGUACCGUACAAACCAGUUGCAGUCACAUGCUGGACAGCAUAAAGGUGGGCAUUCAGCAACCUGACUACUACACAGACGCAGAUCUCACCUUGGGCGCUGUACUGAAUGUAUAUGGGAGGAAAUUCUUAAUUUGUGAUUGUGAUGAAUUCACAAAGGAGUUUUACAGAAAAAAAUACGGCGUCAAGACCUUUACUCCGGUGGCUCCUCCACGAAGUGAGUGUGAUUAUACAGUGAAACGGGAGAAUCCGCCUUACAAUGGUUGGGGCUCGGACGAGGACUCAUUGGCCAACUGCUACAAUCUCAUUCCACGUCCGCCAAAGAAAAUGUUCGAAGUAAACUGCAGCGUGGAAAUCCUCCGAUUCGCAGCACAUAUUGUUGCAGGUGUGGAUGAUGACGAUGGAAACUGUGGUAAUGGAGGAAACACUCGAAAACGCGCAUUUAUCAUCUCCUGCUUCUUGCGUGACAACACCUUCAUGGUAUACGAACCACCUGUCACAAAUUCUGGCUAUAAAGGUGGAAAGUUCAUGGAGCGGCGCCGAGUUUUGAAACCCGGGCAGCCCAUAUUCCGCACGAAUUUGCCAAGCUACUACGGGCCCUCCGACAUCUAUAUCGGUGGCCAGGUUGUCUUCAACAACUUUGUAUUUGAAAUUUACGGCGCUGAUGAACAUACGCUAAAGUACAUGGAGGCUCAUCCUGCCGAAUUUCCAUAUGCUGAUCCACAGGCUGUGCUGCGACGUCUGCGUCCGCUUGUAGAUGGUCGAGAGGAGACGAUCCGUCGUUUAGCCUCGGGAGCUGAUCCCAGUGGAAGUGGAAUCGUUGAUUUUGGUAAAUUCGGGUGUUUUCUGCGGGAAUUGGUGAAGGAUUCGGGUGUGGAAUCGGUGUGUGUGGUCCAGCAUGAGGCUGUGACAUUGGCGCGUUUUUAUGCUCUCAAAGUACCGAAAGAGACCAACUACAUGGCGGUCGUGGGAAUGGCUCAACAGCAACUUCGAAAAGUCUCAUUUGAAGCCUUCCAAGAAAUACUUGAUGCAUGUCGAUAUGAGGACCUGGAGGCCACUGGCGUCAUAGAUGAGGCUAUUUUGCGUCGAAUUUGCAAAGCCAAUCACUUGCCCCUACCUGACGAUAUAAUACAGACUAUAAUGGAAAUAUCGCAAAACUACGACAACGGAAUGGUGUAUUAUGAGAAUUUCGUUAACCAACUGAAUUGGUGCUGCAAUCCCGUGCCUCCGGGCGCAGUCCCCUGCGAUUACUCAGGCAACCUCGAAGUCGACUGGCCAGCGUUUAUGAAAACUUAUAAGGAAGAGAAGAAGGGAGGCGAAUGCAUCAGCUCAUUUGACUCUUUCAGUGUGGAGAAGGUUAGACUAGGCGCCUUUGUUGAAGACCUAACCAACAUUGCUAAGUGCUAA
Molecule: messenger RNA, 2292 nt
Organism: Hydatigera taeniaeformis
Lineage: Eukaryota; Metazoa; Platyhelminthes; Cestoda; Cyclophyllidea; Taeniidae
Source: the annotation of a GenBank genome assembly